CGGCGGCGGCGGCGGCGGCGGGAUGGCCCGGGCCCGAGGCCAGGCCCCGGGGAGCGGCGGGCGGCGGCGGCCGCGGCGGGGCGGCGCGGGAACCGGGCCCCGGGGGGAGUCGGCCGGGCUGCUGCUGCUGCUGCUCCAGGUGCUGCCGCCCGGGGCUACGGCAGGGCCGGGACGCCGGGGCACGCGGGGCGCUGGCGGCGGCGGCGUCUGCUGGCCCGGCGCGGCCCCAGCCUUUCCCCGGGACGCGCGGCUGCUGCUGCUCCUGCCGCCGCUGCCGCCACUGUCGCCGCCGCCGCCGAGCUCCGCGCCCGCAGCCUCCGCCUCCCGGAUGGACGCUCUGCCCCGCAGCGGGCUGAACCUGAAGGAGGAGCCGCUGCUGCCCGCCGGCCUGGGCUCGGUGCGCUCCUGGAUGCAGGGCGCGGGCAUCCUGGACGCCAGCACCGCGGCGCAGAGUGGCGUGGGUCUGGCACGAGCACAUUUUGAGAAGCAGCCUCCCUCCAACCUCAGGAAAUCCAACUUCUUCCACUUCGUGCUGGCCAUGUACGACCGGCAGGGGCAGCCUGUGGAGGUGGAGCGCACAGCCUUCAUCGACUUCGUGGAAAAGGACCGAGAGCCCGGGGCGGAAAAGACUAACAAUGGGAUCCAUUACCGCCUCCGGCUGGUGUAUAACAAUGGACUGCGGACAGAGCAAGACCUCUACGUGCGUCUCAUCGACUCCAUGUCCAAGCAGGCCAUCAUCUAUGAGGGGCAGGACAAGAACCCCGAAAUGUGCCGAGUGCUGCUUACCCAUGAGAUCAUGUGCAGCCGGUGCUGUGACCGGAAGAGCUGUGGCAACCGGAAUGAGACGCCCUCAGACCCCGUCAUCAUUGACAGGUUCUUCCUCAAGUUCUUCCUCAAAUGCAACCAGAACUGCCUGAAGAAUGCGGGGAAUCCCAGAGACAUGCGCCGCUUCCAGGUGGUGGUGUCCACGACGGUGAGCGUGGACGGACACGUGCUGGCCGUGUCCGACAACAUGUUUGUGCACAACAACUCCAAGCAUGGCCGCAGGGCGCGCCGCCUGGACCCCUCCGAAGCUGCCACCCCCUGCAUCAAGGCCAUCAGCCCCGGGGAGGGCUGGACCACGGGCGGCGCCACCGUCAUUGUCAUCGGCGACAACUUCUUCGACGGGUUGCAGGUCGUGUUCGGAAACGUGCUCGUGUGGAGCGAGCUCAUCACGCCUCACGCCAUCCGGGUGCAGACGCCACCGCGGCACAUCCCCGGGGUGGUGGAGGUGACCCUCUCCUACAAGUCCAAGCAGUUUUGCAAGGGAUGCCCCGGCCGCUUUGUCUACACAGCUCUGAACGAGCCCACCAUUGACUACGGAUUCCAGAGGCUACAGAAAGUCAUUCCCAGACACCCCGGAGACCCCGAGAGGCUGCCCAAGGAAGUGCUGCUGAAGCGGGCGGCCGACUUGGCAGAAGCCCUGUACGGAGUGCCCGGCAGUAACCAGGAGCUCCUCCUGAAGCGCGCGGCGGACGUGGCCGAGGCUCUGUACAGCACCCCCCGCGCACCCGGGCCGCUCGGACCCCUGGCCCCGAGCCACCCACACCCCGCCGUCGUGGGCAUCAACGCCUUCAGCAGCCCGCUGGCCAUCGCCGUCGGGGACGCCACCCCGGGGCCCGAGCCGGGCUACGCGCGCAGCUGCAGCAGCGCGUCCCCCCGCGGGUUCGCGCCCAGCCCCGGCUCGCAGCAGAGCGGCUACGGCAGCGGCCUCGGAGCUGGCCUGGGCGGCUACGGCGCGCCGGGCGUGGCCGGCCUCGGCGUGCCUGGGUCCCCCAGCUUCCUCAAUGGCUCCACCGCCACCUCGCCCUUCGCCACCACCAGCAACCCUGGAAUGAAUCACAACUCCCCACACUACCUACCCAAGGUACAAAAUGCGGCCGUGAGCCCUGGGCAUUGAGAGCUAUAGUACAUUUUCUGGCAUUGGUCUCAAGCCCUUCAUUGGGCUCUGGGGCCUCUCCAGCUGGCAGUAACUGUUGUCUUAAAGGAGAUGAGGCUGAGGGCAUUUGGAAGAGGGGCACCUGUUGAAGGCAUUCUUGUAUCAAGGGAGGUAGGAGGGCCCUCUGAUGCCAAAGGCAGCCUUCUCAGGCUAUUGCUUUCUUCCAGGAAGCCCCACCCACCCCACUGCCUGCUGCCUGGACAAUACUCAAAUCACAGCCUUACCAGUCUUUACAGGAGAGAGGCAGGGAAUUGGGUUCAGAUGAGGACGUAGAAAGGUGGGAUCCAGCGAUGCCCCAGGCCUGAGCCCCCAGGAGAGGAGGCAGGCAAAGUCUGUGUGCAGGAGGCUCCCUUGCCAUUCCCAGGAGGGCAAGCCACAGCCUGGGUGGCUAGGGAGUUUGAGAACAGGCAGAAGAUCUGAGGAUGUAGAUCCCUGCACUUUGCUUUAAAAUUGACCAGCUGGAAGUGGGAGAUUCAGGAGACCCCCCAGGGCCCAGGCUGGAGAUGACAAGGACCUGCAUUAAGCUGUAAGGAAACAAAGUGCCCCAGGGUGCAGGGGGAAGUGGGAGAGGGACAGAGGAGCAUAGGGAACAUUGGCAAGGAGAGCAUAUUUGAGGAGGAAGUUGGAGUGCUGUUUGUGAUGUUGGGCAGAGAGGCUUAUAACUGGAGCCUGUGCGUUCCCCCAGACUUCAUCCCUGACUACUUGUUCCAGCUCUUCUGUGACCCCUGAACUAUGACUCUAGCCUUGGCACCCCAAGCAAGGCUCAUAAAUGUUUCCUAGCAUCUCAGAAUCCCAGGAGUUUUCAGCAGAAAUCCUGAAGUAGUCCAGCUGUUGCUCAUCUCAUUUUUGGGGGAUACCUCCCACUGUUUGGUUUUUUUGAAUGUUCUGGUUUUGCUUUUGUCUUUACCUGGUCUGGCCCUGUCAUCCCCAGCCCCGAGAAAAGGUCUCCAGAACCCCUGAGAGGUCAGGGCUGGCCCAGGACCCUCACAGCUCCCAGUGAGGUCUGAGCCUGGUACCUGUGUCAGCAGCCCAUGUGGGGCCCCGGCCAAGCUGCUCACUCUGGUGCUGUCUCCCUGUUGUGUCUCCCAUGUCUCCCACCACCUUCCCUGCUGCGCCUGCCCCUCCCCGCCCCGCCCCGGAGU
This is a messenger RNA of Gorilla gorilla gorilla (western lowland gorilla), 3120 nucleotides long. It is a transcript of the gene EBF4, whose product is annotated as EBF family member 4. Gene Ontology annotation, biological process: regulation of DNA-templated transcription. Gene Ontology annotation, molecular function: DNA binding; DNA-binding transcription factor activity. Lineage: Eukaryota; Metazoa; Chordata; Mammalia; Primates; Hominidae. The record is from RefSeq and is a predicted model, not a curated record. The transcript has 16 exons. The coding region runs from base 23 to 1939 and encodes 638 amino acids.